Eruca vesicaria subsp. sativa (arugula) is the source of this 351-nucleotide messenger RNA. The record is from the annotation of a GenBank genome assembly. NCBI's taxonomy places the organism in Eukaryota, Viridiplantae, Streptophyta, Magnoliopsida, Brassicales, Brassicaceae.
AUGUCAAAGCAGUAUGUUGGAAACGUCCAUAUUCAGGUGACUGAAGCUCUGCUCCAGGACGUUUUUGCUAGCACUGGUCCUGUAGAAAGCUGUAAGCUUAUUAGGAAGGAACAGUCUUCCUAUGGUUUUGUCUCAUACUUUGAUCUACGAUCAGCUGGUCUGGCUAUCGUCUCUCUCAAUGGAAGGCAUUUGUUUGGGCAACCUAUCAAAGUUAACUGGGCUUAUGCUAGUGGCCAGAGGGAGGAUACAUCAGGGAUGCAAGGGUUAUGUGGGAUCAGAAAACUGGCCGUUCAAGAGGAUUUGCUUUUGUUUCUUUCCGAACCAACAGGAUGCUCAGACUGCAAUAGAUGA